Messenger RNA from Galleria mellonella (greater wax moth), 4749 nucleotides. RefSeq lists its product as uncharacterized. Gene Ontology annotation, molecular function: nucleic acid binding. NCBI's taxonomy places the organism in Eukaryota, Metazoa, Arthropoda, Insecta, Lepidoptera, Pyralidae. Gene Ontology annotation, biological process: DNA integration. The coding region runs from base 1 to 4749 and encodes 1582 amino acids. The transcript has a single exon. The record is from RefSeq and is a predicted model, not a curated record.
AUGGCGGCUCUGCAGGAGCAGUUUGGUCAGCCUGAACUUCUGAUACGCUACCUAGUAUCACAAGUGAAAGGCAUACCCAAGCUGCUUGCAUCUGAUGGUGGCAAGGAACUACAUCAGUUAGCUUGUAUGGUACGCAAUUGUGUCCAGACCAUAAAAAUGUUAGAUUCCGUAGAGUUCCUCGCCUCCCCAGAAUUGUUUCAUAGUGUGCUCCUUAAAUUGACUCCACUGAUGCGUGAGAAAUGGGUUGACUAUGCUUUCGCUCACGCCGACACUGGUUCUCGGUUUAAAUUGGAACUACUUUCGAAUUUUCUCACACAUCAAUCUCGAGUUCAUUUAAGGUUUGGCAUUAUCGAUGACACCCCGCGUCUUAAGCCUAUAGAUAAGGUUCGUUCGCAUGUCACGACUAAUGUUGGGUCUAAUGGUGUCAACGAUGAUGUAUGCUAUGCUACUUCUUCGAGCUCAACAAGUUGCUAUUCAAAGGGUAAAGUAGCGCCAUCUAGCAUUAGCUCUGAAAAGUCUCCCCCCAUUGCAACUUGUCUAUAUUGUCAAAAAACAGGACACGAAAUAGACAAGUGUGACCUGUUUAAAGUUCUUACUGUAAACGAUAGAUGGCAUUGGGCUAAAAAUAAUAAAGUUUGCCAAAAAUGUUUAAGACGCGGUGGGCAUUUUUAUAGGGGCUGCAAAGGCAGUUGCAAAAUAAUAGAUUGCAAGAGUAGAAAUUUUCAUCACGAGUUGCUUCAUAGACAAUCUACUCGUACUAAUUCUGUCCAUUACAGUUCGACACCACCAGAAGAUGAAGAUAAUGCAGUGGGAGAACUUACCUCGGUGACUGUGGCGCACGCUCAUAGCUGUACUGCGAAGCUUCAUGAGCCGCCAUCUUUGCGGCAUUCAUUCCUGAAAAUGAUUCCUGUUACAGUGUCAGGACCAAAGGGUGAGAUGGAUAUUUACGCCUUAUUAGACGAUGGAUCCACUGUAACCCUAAUUGAUCAAAGUAUAGCUGACACAGUAGGUACACAAGGACCGAAAGGAUCGAUCAGAGUGAAUUGUAUGGGAGGUCUCGUGAAAGAUUCUGUAGUAACCUACAUUGACAUCACUAUUAAGGGUAAGUAUUCCGCAGAGACCUUUAAAUUAGAACAGGUUCGCUCCAUUCCUAAUCUAGGUAUAACAUGCCAAACUGUCCGUACUGUUGACCUUGCAAAGUUCCCUCAUCUUCAGGAUCUGGUUAAAGAACUGUGUUACGAGGAAGCCAAGCCAAUGUUAAUAAUUGGUAUUGAUAAUUGGCAUUUGUCAUUACCGCUUGGUAUCAGACGCGGUGCUCGUAACCAACCUGUGGCAAUCCAAACUGCACUGGGGUGGACAGUCUUCGGAAGAUUUCCGGGAAAGCUAUCCGAGUUUGUUCAUCACAGCUCAAUUUCUGACCUGGAGUCGUUGAUAAAAGAGCACUACCGUCUUGAUUCAAUAGGAGUUACAAAAAAAGAUCUCCAUAGCAAGAACGAUGAGCGAGCUUUAGCAAUCUUAGAGGAAACUACUCGGCGUCUUCCUUCAGGUAGGUUUGAAACCGGCUUGCUGUGGCGACCUGAUAUUGUUUCUGUUCCAAACAGCUAUAAGUUAGCCCUGUCUAGAUUCCUCAGCUUAGAGAGAAAAUUUAAGAAAGACGAAAGUUAUGCUGAGGCUUACCGAAAUUACAUUAAUGCGAUGCUACAGAAAGAUUACGCAGAACGCUGCACAAAUACGACUCCUGCAGGAAAUUUAUGGUACCUGCCUCACUUUGGUGUAUAUCAUCCUCAAAAGAAAAAAUUGAGGCUUGUCCAUGAUGCCGCAGCUAAAAGUUCCGGGGUCAGCCUAAACUCUCUUUUGCUCCCUGGUCCUGAUCUCUUACAGCCUUUACUGGGAAUUUUAAUGCGUUUUAGGGAAGGCAAGAUAGCUCUUAAUGGAGAUAUUCGCGAAAUGUUUCCACAGACUAAAAUAAGAGAACAGGACAGAGAUGCACAACGUUUUCUUUGGCGAACGAAGCCAUCUUUACCUAUAGAAGAGUAUAGAAUGUCUUCUAUGAUUUUCGGAGCUACCUCCAGUCCAUGCACUGCCAUUUUUCUAAAAAAUAAAAAUGCUUUGGAAUAUAGAACUAAUUACCCUGAGGCGACAGAGGCUAUUAUCAGGGAUCACUAUAUGGACGAUUUUCUUGGAAGUGUAGACAAUCUAGAAAAUGCCGCUCGUCUGGCUGCAGAUAUCGUCACCGUGCAUAAAGCGGCUUGCCUGGAGAUGCGUUCGUGGGUAUCUAAUGACCCUAGAGCGCUCGCUCUAUUAAGUCCGGACUUGAGGGCUGCCGACACUUCUGAGAUAGGGCUCGGGCCAAUGUCUCCCUUCCAGGUUAGAAUCUUAGGAGUGGCAUGGAAUAUCAAAGAAGACACUCUCAAUUUUAGAAAGACCUCUGAUCUUCCAACUAAUUUAACAAAAAGGGUGGUCCUAUCUCAUCUCAUGAAAGUUUAUGAUCCUCUUGGUUUUUUAAUGCCUGCUGUUAUCGCUGGUCGCAUUCUCUUUCAAGAGACGUGGAGAAUGGGAAUUGGUUGGGACGAGGAACUUCCCGCUCUUGCGAAAGCAAAAUGGCAGACUUGGUUUGCAAGCUUAGCAAAAAUUUCAACAGAAGUCACAAUACCGCGUUACUACCAAACCAAGCCUGCUAUAGAAAGCCAACUUCACAUUUUAGCAGACUCAAGUGAGUUAGCCUACGCCUGCGUAGCGUUUUGGCGUUUUAUUCGGGAGGACGGGACGGUUCAUCUCUCUCUCGUAGGUGGAAAGGCGCGCUUAGCUCCAUUAAAACCGGUAUCUAUCCCACGGCUGGAGCUACAGGCGGCACUCAUAGCUACUAGAUUCGCAACAUAUAUUUUGGAAGCACACCGUAUCGUCACAUCGAAAAUUUUCUUUUGGACAGACUCUCUAACAGUUUUAAAAUGGUUGCGUAGUGACGCGCGGACUUUUAAACCGUUUGUAGCUCACCGUGUUGGGGAGAUAUUGGAAACUACAGAUGUAGCUGAUUGGCACUAUGUACCAACGGCACUGAAUGUAGCGGACGAUGCUACACGCGGGCAGUGUACUCUCUCUUCGACCUCCCGUUGGUACACUGGUCCAGAUUUUCUUCAUGGCCCUCCAGAACAAUGGCCGCGCGAGCCAGCAAUUGGUUCCCCACCGGUACUCGAGGAGUUAAAACCAGAGCAUGCGCUAACAUUUCUAUUAACUGAAGAACCGACAGUUCCAUCCCCGGUAAUUGCAAAUCCUAAUCGUUUUGAUCGAUGGAUUCGGUUAGUUAGGGCAACUGCUCGUGCACAUCAUUGUGCCAAGAUCUUUCGGUCUUUAUUAGAAAAACUUCCAAAUUCAAAAUCAAAAAAGGUCGCCUCCGAGGUUUCUUCUAAAAUUAUGAAACCCCUUUCGGCCAAGGAAAUCUUGGAGGCUGAAAGGCACCUUCUUUUAUAUUCACAACUGAAGUCGUUCAAUCACGAAUUCUUACGUCUUACAGCAGGUCUUUCCUCAACUAAUCAAGGAAAACUUAAAAACCUAACCUUGAUGUUGGGAGAGGAUGGUUUAAUUCGCUUAAACGGAAGAAUUCGGGCAAUUUUAGAUGCUCCCACGCAGGAAGUUAACCCAAUUGUCUUGGACGGUCGACAUUUAAUAAUACGACUAUUUCUCGAUUACUACCAUCGAAAGUUUGGUCACAGUAACACUGAAACUGUCGUCAACUUCCUGCGUGGUAGAUAUUACAUAAUAGCACUACGCUCUAGUAUUAGGUCUGUUGCUAAACGUUGCUGUUUUUGCAGAGUUAGAAAACUUCUCCCGUCUGUGCCACAAUUUGGUGAUCUACCCAGCGACAGGUUAUCACAUCAUCAGCGCCCGUUCUCUUUCACCGGUCUUGAUUAUUUUGGUCCAGUGGAGGUUACUAUUGGGCGCAGGCGGGAAAAACGCUGGGUAGCUUUAUUUACGUGCCUCACCACCCGAGCUGUCCACCUGGAAAUCGUGGCAAGCCUUUCAGCAGAUGCCGCCAUCAUGGCUCUUAGAAGAUUCAUUGCCCGUCGAGGAUGUCCUUCAAAAAUUAUCUCUGAUAACGGUACGGCCUUUGUCGGUGCAGCGAAUCAACUUGCUCAGGUGUUCGAUUUUGCAGCCAAUAACAAAAUUGAGUGGACAUUCAUUUGCCCGGCGGCUCCAUCAAUGGGUGGUUCUUGGGAACGUCUAGUCAGAUCUAUCAAGAACGCCAUUUCCGUAACCCUGCUGCAGCAGGCACCGAAGGAAGAAGUGUUGUCAACUUUACUACUGGAAGCAGAGGCCCUAGUAAACUCACGUCCACUUACGCACGUCCCUGUGGACCCUGAGACACUACAGGCUCUUACGCCGUUUCAUUUUCUGUUGGGUACACCGUCAACUGAAGCCGUUCGCCCUUGCACCGAUGCAGACUUGUACCGUCGCCUCAACCAUAAAAGGGUUCUCAGAUUGGCCGAGAUUUUUUGGGCCAGAUGGCUCCGAGAAUACCUUCCGACGCUCAUCCCCAGAAAAGCCGGGUUUACGCAAUCUGCCGCUAAUGUAGGCGAUCCGGUACUAAUAGCAGAUCAAAAUCUACCAAGAGGAACCUGGCCUAGAGACCGAAUAUCGAAGGUUUUCCCUGGCCCAGAUGGAGUGGUUCGGGUGGUCGAAAUUACUACCAAUAAAGGGCUCUUAAAAAGACCCAUCAGAAAAGUAGUGCCAUUGCUUUUGUCGCCUCCUUAG